Messenger RNA from Galeopterus variegatus (Sunda flying lemur), 4040 nucleotides. It is a transcript of the gene PRG4, whose product is annotated as proteoglycan 4. NCBI's taxonomy places the organism in Eukaryota, Metazoa, Chordata, Mammalia, Dermoptera, Cynocephalidae. Gene Ontology annotation, biological process: immune response. The coding region runs from base 1 to 4017 and encodes 1338 amino acids. The transcript has 13 exons. The record is from RefSeq and is a predicted model, not a curated record. Gene Ontology annotation, molecular function: polysaccharide binding; scavenger receptor activity.
AUGGAGUGGAAAAUAUUUUCCAUGUACUUGUUGCUGCUGGUUUCUGUUUUCUUGAUUCAGCAAGUUUCAUCUCAAGAUUUAUCAAGCUGUGCAGGGAGAUGUGGGGAAGGGUAUUCUAGAGAUGCCCCCUGCAACUGUGAUUAUAACUGUCAACACUACAUGGAGUGCUGCCCUGAUUUCAAGAAAGUCUGCACCAAGGAGCUUUCCUGUAAAGGCCGCUGCUUUGAGUCCUUUGCACGAGGAAGGGAGUGUGACUGUGACUCCCAAUGUGACAAGUACGGCAAGUGUUGUUCGGAUUAUGGCAGAUUCUGUGCAGAAGUGCAUAAUCCCACAUCUCCACCAUCUUCAAAGACUGCACCUCUGCCUCCAAGAGCACCUCAAACCAUCAAAUCAACAACCAAACGUUCACCCAAAUCACCAGAUAAGAAGACGACUAAGAAAGUUAUAGAAUCAAAGGAAAUAACAGAAGAACAUUCUGUUUCUGAAAAUCAAGAGUCCUCCUCCUCCUCUUCCUCUUCCUCUUCAACUAUUCGGAAAAUCAAGUCUUCCAAAAAUUCAGCUGCUAAUAGAGAAUUACAGAAGAAACCCAAAGUAAAAGAUAACAAGAAGAAAAGAACUCCAAAUAAGAAACCUGUCCCAGAACCACCAGAUGUAGAUGAAGCUGGAAGUGGACUGGACAAGGACGAUUUCAGGCUCACCCCAACUCCUUACAUUCCUACCACCCAACUCAAUAAAGUUACCACAACUCUCAAGAUUACAAUAGCAAAACCAACAGAUCCUAAACCCAGUCUUCUACCUAAUUCUGAUACAUCCAAAGAGAAAAAGACAACAGUUGAAACAAAGGAGACAACUGUAACAAAACAAACUUCAACUAGUGUAAAAGAGAAAACUACUUCGGCUGAAGAGACACGAAAUACAGAGAAAAUAUCUACUCAAGAUUUUGGAGCCACAUCUGAUGUUCCUGCUAAACCUACACUCAAAGCUGAAACUACAACCAAAGCCUCUGCUCUUACCACUUCCAAGAAGCCUGCACCCACCACCCCCAAGGAACCUACACCCACUACCACCAAGGAACCUACACCCACUACCACCGAGAAGCCUGCACCCACCACCCCCAAGGAGCCUACACCCACUACCACCGAGAAGCCUGCACCCACCACCCCCAAGGAACCUACACCCACUACCACCGAGAAGCCUGCACCCACCACCCCCAAGGAACCUACACCCACUACCACCAAGAAGCCUGCUCCCAUCAUCCCCAAGGAGCCAGUACCUACUCCCACCAAGGAGCCCGCACCCACCACCCACAAGGAGCCCACUCCCACCACCCAACACCAUGAAGUUACCACAUCUCCCCAGAUUAUAACAGUAAAACCAACAGAUCCUAAACCCAGUCUUCCACCUAAUUCUGAUACAUCCAAGGAGACAUCUUUGACAGCCAAUAAAAAGACAACAAAAACAUCUACUCAAGAUUUUGCGGCCACAUCUGAUGUUCCUGCUAAACCUAUACCCAAAGUUGAAACUACAACCAAAACCCCUGCUUUCACCACCCCCAAGGAACCAGCUCCAACCACCGCCAAGUCAACAGCUCCAACCACUCCAACCACCCCCAAAGCACCAGCUCCAACCACUCCAACCACCCCCAAGGCACCAGCUCCAACCACUCCUACUACCCCCAAGGCUCCAGCUCCUAGCACCCCCAAGGCACCAGCUCCAACCACUCCAACCACCCCCAAAGCACCAGCUCCAACCACUCCAACCACCCCCAAAGCACCAGCUCCAACCACUCCAACCACCCCCAAAGCACCAGCUCCAACCACUCCAACCACCCCCAAAGCACCAGCUCCAACCACUCCAACCACCCCCAAGGCACCAGCUCCAACCACUCCUACCACCCCCAAGGCACCAGCUCCCACCACCCCCAAGGCACUGGCUCCAACCACUCCAACCACCCCCAAGGCACCAGCUCCAACCACUCCUACCACCCCCAAGGCACCAGCUCCCACCACCCCCAAGGCACUGGCUCCAACCACUCCAACCACCCCCAAGGCACCAGCUCCAACCACUCCUACCACCCCCAAGGCACCAGCUCCCACCACCCCCAAGGCACUGGCUCCAACCACUCCAACCACCCCCAAGGCACCAGCUCCAACCACUCCUACCACCCCCAAGGCACCAGCUCCCACCACCCCCAAGGCACUGGCUCCAACCACUCCAACCACCCCCAAGGCACCAGCUUCCACCACCAAGACACCGGCUCCCACUACCCCCAAGGAUCUGGCACCCACCACCUCAAAGAAGCCCACUCCUACCACCCCCAAGGAGCCUACACCCACCACCCCCACGGAGCCUGUUCCAACCACCUCCGAGUCAUCUGUUCCAACUACCACCAUGGAGCCUCCCAAUACCCCCAAGAUGCCAGCAGAAUCAACUCCUGAGUUUUCCGCAGGACCCACAUCAAAGGCUCUUGAAAACAGUCCAAAGGAGCCUGUUGUACCUGCAACUAAGACUUCUGAAGUGACCAAGGUUGAAAUCACUACAAUAGUUAAAGACAAGACAACAGAAAAAGACAUACAUACUACACUUGAAAUUACAACUGCUGCACCUAAGAUUACAACAAAAGAGACAGCAACUACAACAGAAGAAAAGACUACUGAAUCCAAAAUAACAAGUACAACCAUGCAAGCAACAUCUACCACAACUCAAGAUACCACAUCACUCAAAAUUACUACUCUUAAAGCAACAACUCUUGCACCCACAGGAACGACUGCAUCAAAAAAGUCAACUACUACAACUAAAAAGAUUAUAAACAAACCUGAAGGAACAACAACUAGACCAAAAGAUACAACUAAUUCUAAAGCAACAACUCCUAAACUCCAAAAGCCAACCAAAGCACCCCAAAAGCCUACUUCUACAAAAAAGCCAAACAUAACACCUAGAGUGAGAAAACCAAAGACUACACCAACUCCCCCAAAGAUGACUUCAACAGUGCCUGAAUUAAACCCUACCUCUUUAGCGGAAGCCAUGCUCCAAACCACCACCAGCCCUAACCAAACUCCAAACUCAGAAAUAGUUGAAGUAAAUCCAAAGAAUGAAGAUGCAGAUGGUGAAGGAGAAAAACUUCUUAUGAUUCCCAUGCCGCCUGUGUUAACUCCAAUAGUUAUUCCAGGCACUGAUUACUUAGUGAGAGGGCACAUUCAAGGCCUUAGCACCAACCCCAUGCUUUCAGAUGAGACCAAUUUAUGCAACGGUAAGCCGGUAGAUGGACUGACUACUUUGCGCAAUGGAACAUUAGUUGCAUUUCGAGGUCAUUAUUUCUGGAUGCUAGGUCCGUUCAGUCCACCAUCUCCACCUCGCAGAAUUACUGAAGUUUGGGGUAUUCCUUCCCCCAUUGACACUGUUUUUACUAGAUGCAACUGUGAUGGAAAAACUUUCUUCUUUAAGGAUUCUCAGUACUGGCGUUUCACCAAUGAUAUAAAAGAUGCAGGGUAUCCCAAACAAAUUGUAAAAGGAUUUGGAGGACUAAAUGGAAAAAUAGUGGCAGCUCUUUCAAUAGCUAAAUACAAGGACAGGCCGGAAUCUGUGUAUUUUUUCAAGAGAGGUGGCAGCAUUCAGCAGUAUACUUAUAAACAGGAACCCAUCAAAAAGUGCACUGGAAGAAGGCCUGCUAUAAAUUAUUCAGUGUAUGGAGAACCAACACAGGUUAGGAGACGUCGCUUUGAACGGGCUAUAGUACCUUCUCACACCAUCAGAAUUCACUAUUCACCAGUCAGAGUUGCUUAUCAAGAUAAAGGUCUACUCCAUAAUGAAGUUAAAGUGAGUACACUGUGGAGAGGAUUUCCGAGUGUGGUUACCUCAGCUAUAUCACUGCCCAACAUCAGAAAACCUGAUGGCUAUGAUUACUAUGCCUUUUCUAAUGAUCAUUACUACAGCAUCGAUGUGCCUAGGAGAACAGCAAGAGCAGUUACUACUCAUUCCGGGCAGACCCUAUCCAAAGUCUGGUACAACUGUCCUUAGAAUGAUGGGCAAAGGAGAGUCAU